AUGAAUUUACCAGCAGUCCUUCGAAAUGUUCUUCGCUCAGAGUUCAGCCGCGAGCCACAUUCUCUCUACACAAGCCGGAGACGUUUAAGUCCACUCAGUACUUCCCUUACCAGUCGGAUAUACAUAGAUGAGAAGCAGCCAAGUACACUUCCUGGACGUUGCAUUUUCAAGACGCAAGUGCCUCUACUUCAGCGACGUAGCUCUUCGACUGCUACGGAUGCGCCGGUUGCUCAGCUUCAUAAGGAAACGGAAAGCUGGGAAGAUGACUCGCAAACACCUGAAGCCAAGAUUGGUUCUGUCAAAUCAUCAAAGGGCGUGGACUCAGCAGAAGGACAGAAACCCGCAUUGGAUUCUUCCCAUGCAAAGAAGCGCCUGGAUACCGGCCGAAUUUAUACGCAAUCGAAGCCAAAGAGGAAACGAGAAAAAUGGCAGGUUCAGAAAGAAGCCUUAAAGGAGAAAUUCACGGAAGGGUGGAAUCCACCAAAGAAAUUAUCCCCAGAUGCUCUUGAAGGGAUUCGUCACUUGCAUGCUAUAGCGCCUGACCGAUUUACCACACCUGUUCUAGCAGAGCAAUUCCAAGUGUCGCCGGAGGCAAUUCGACGGAUUCUGAAGAGCAAAUGGCGUCCUUCCGAAGAGGAAUUGGAAAACCGACGCAAGCGAUGGGAAAAAAGACAUGACCGGAUCUGGAGCCACCUGACUGAGUUGGGUCUCCGGCCAAAAACAAGGCGCACCAAACCUUUGGCGGAUAACAAGAUGCUGUACAAUAAGCGCGACAAAGGAAGGAAGUCAUGA
This is a messenger RNA of Aspergillus tanneri, 792 nucleotides long. It is a transcript of the gene rrg9, whose product is annotated as mitochondrial ribosome assembly protein RRG9. The transcript has a single exon. NCBI's taxonomy places the organism in Eukaryota, Fungi, Ascomycota, Eurotiomycetes, Eurotiales, Aspergillaceae. Gene Ontology annotation, cellular component: nucleus. The record is from RefSeq and is a predicted model, not a curated record. Bases 1 to 792 code for a protein of 263 amino acids.